This is a messenger RNA of Cucumis melo (muskmelon), 1348 nucleotides long. Its product is annotated as GATA transcription factor 1. NCBI's taxonomy places the organism in Eukaryota, Viridiplantae, Streptophyta, Magnoliopsida, Cucurbitales, Cucurbitaceae. Gene Ontology annotation, biological process: positive regulation of DNA-templated transcription. Gene Ontology annotation, molecular function: sequence-specific DNA binding; zinc ion binding. The record is from RefSeq and is a predicted model, not a curated record. The transcript is spliced from 2 exons. Bases 189 to 1055 code for a protein of 288 amino acids. Gene Ontology annotation, cellular component: nucleus.
AAUUUACAUCCCUUCGUUCGUUUCCCCCCACUACACCCAAAGACCCUCACGAAGCCAUCGUGUUGACGAUAAUAAUAAACUCAUAGUCACAACAACAAAACCCUCUUUCUCUCUCUAGAAAAAACGGGUUUUCUCUCUCUUCCCAAAAAAAAAAAAAAAAAGAAGGAAAACAAAAAACACACACAAAAAUGGAGUCUUCUUUGGCUUUCAUGGAUGACCUUCUCGAUUUCUCUUCGGAUAUAGGCGAGGAAGAUGAAGAAGACGACGCCGUUCCACCCUUUUCCGUUAAGAGCAAAUCUUCUUCUACCACGGCGCCGGACUCGUCCGACUUGAACGCCGCUGCUAUGCACCCUGAUGAUUCUUCUUCUUGCCGUGUUUUGCCUGAGGAGGAUUAUGCGGAGGAAGAACUCGAGUGGUUAUCAAACGAAGAUGCAUUUCCGGCCGUCGAGACAUUUGUCGACAUUCUCUCCGACCAUCACCACCACCACGCGCCGCAGCCUCCGCCGUUAACGAGCGUUUCGAAACAGAACAGUCCUGUUUCGGUUCUAGAAAGCACUUCAAUCAGUAGCCAUGGUGAAACCAUCAACGGUGGUAAUAAAACGAGUGUUCAUGGUAGUAGCAUUCUGAUGAGUUGUUGUGGCGGUCUGAAAGUUCCCGGCAAAGCCCGAAGCAAGCGCCGCCGUGGACGGCAUAUUUCUGGUCACCAUCUCUGGUUCAAGCAGCAACCCAGUUCGAAGAAUCUAAAACAAGUGGUACCAACCACCGAGACAGCGGCGGCGGUCGCGGCGACUACGGGGGCGGCGGGGAUUGGGAGAAAAUGCUUACAUUGUGGAGCAGAGAAAACGCCGCAAUGGCGAGCCGGUCCAUUUGGGCCGAAAACGUUGUGUAACGCUUGUGGAGUGAGAUUCAAAUCAGGGAGGUUAGUGCCGGAGUACCGGCCGGCGAGUAGUCCGACGUUCUCGGCGGAUCUGCACUCGAAUUCUCACCGGAAAGUGAUGGAAAUGAGAAGACAAAAGCAGUUGGGUAUGGUGGUGAAUCCAAUGGAUAAAGGGUGAGUUUGAAUUAUGGGGGUAUUUUUUGGUUGAGUUUGAUGAGCCAUUGAUUUCCUUCUUUUUCAUCCGCCAUUAAUCUUCUUCUUCUUCUUUCUUCUUUUUAGUUUAGUUUUUUAGGUAUUUGUUUGUUAUGUGGGAUAGAGAUUUAAAAUUAGUGGAAAUUUUCUGUUUGAUGCCAAAAAUUCAGUAGGAGAAUUUUGUCAUUUUAGUGUGUUUGAUUGUAUUACACUUUCUUUUUAUUUUUUUGGCCUCUUCAAGUUAUGCAUAUAUAUAGAAAUUAGGGUUUUUGUUCAUAA